CUGCAUCUCACCAGCCCUGCUUGUCGAGUCCCUUGACUGGCCUUCCCGCAUCAUAAGACGCCACUUAAAGCCAUCAGGGCCCCUUUGGACGUCAACGGUGGCCUUAGCGAAAUAAAUCCUGGGCCAAGCCUUUGUCUCGACUUCACCAAGACGCGACAACCUCCCCAGAACGCUCGUAAGCCUCACAAACGCAGACUCUCACGCCGGACCAACCUGCCCUGCGACUGCUGUCGCCGACCGCAAUUGACCUUGGUGAGAUUAAGAGAGCCAACGCAGCUUCAGAGGUGUCGCGCGCUUCCAGCGAAGUGGUGAUCUGGCGGGUCCAAGUUGACCGGGGGUGCCCAAGGGAGACCUCAGUGCGUCCCGAAUCUGCAAAUCGUCUCUCUGAAUGUUGCCCUUACAUUCUUCGUCGAAAGGGAAGAUGCACCGCCAGGCCUUCUCCAACGGGGCCUAUCCCUCAUCCGGAGGGAGCACUUUUUCUAUUCAACCUCACAAAUUUCAACCGCGAUCACAACCUGCGCUGAGAAGGCGGAGACAGUUAAUACAACGCCUGCUGCUGGCCGCAUCGCUCUUCCUCACAGCACUGUUCUUCUUCUUCCCCGACCUGCGACCAAACCUGGGCUCCGGCCCCCUGAGUUUCAUCACCUCGAGUGAUGACUCGCAACUCGAGACGGUGCGAUAUUACGACCUAAACAAUGUACAGGGUACCGCGAGGGGAUGGGAAAGAGAGGAGAGGAUAUUACUAUGUGCUCCGCUACGUGACGCCGCACCGCACCUGAACAUGUUCUUCAGCCAUUUGAAGAACUUGACGUACCCGCACAAUCUUAUCGACUUGGCCUUCCUCGUCGGAGACUCAAAAGACAAUACAAUCUCUCUCUUGACGCAGAAACUGGAAGAGCUGCAGGCUGACCCGGAGCCAAAACAACAAUUCGGCGAGAUAUCCAUCAUGGAGAAGGACUUUGGACAAAAGGUCAACCAGGAUGUUGAGAGUCGUCACGGCUUCGCAGCGCAAGCUGGUCGUCGUAAAUCAAUGGCCCAGGCGCGCAAUUGGCUCCUGAGCGCUGCUCUCCGCCCGACGCACAGCUGGGUGUACUGGAGAGAUGUUGAUGUAGAAACAGCACCGUUUACCAUCCUGGAGGAUCUCAUGCGACACAACAAGGAUGUCAUUGUACCAAAUGUCUGGCGACCGCUUCCCGAUUGGCUUGGAGGAGAACAGCCCUACGAUCUGAAUUCAUGGCAGGAAUCCGAGACUGCCCUCGCCCUCGCGGACACGCUUGACGAGGACGCGGUCAUUGUUGAGGGAUACGCAGAAUACGCUACUUGGCGGCCGCAUUUAGCCUAUCUUCGCGACCCGUACGGUGACCCAGAUAUGGAGAUGGAGAUUGAUGGUGUCGGCGGUGUCAGUAUCCUCGCCAAAGCCAAGGUGUUUCGCUCUGGUGUCCACUUUCCCGCCUUUAGCUUUGAAAAGCAUGCCGAGACGGAAGGAUUUGGCAAAAUGGCCAAGCGCAUGAAGUUUUCCGUUGUGGGUCUUCCGCACUACACCAUCUGGCAUCUCUACGAGCCUAGCGUCGACGACAUCCGACACAUGGAAGAAAUGGAGAAGGAACGCAAAGCCAAAGAAGCUGAAGAGGAGGCGAAAAAGGCUCGGAUGGACAAGAUCAAAGAGUCUUUCGAUGAAAAGAAGACCGACUGGGAGAAGGAGAAGGCGGCCGUCCAGGACCUGGUCCAGAAAGCCAAGAAUGAGGAGAAGGUGGAAGCCGAAAAGGCAAAAGUAGCAAGCAAGGAGGAGCCCAAGAAGGCAGAAUCAAAAGAGAAAGAGGAGAAGUGAUGGCUUUCACAGUACGUCCGAACUGAGAUACCGGGGAGCGACGUCUCUGACCCGCAACCAGAUUGACGAUUUGGGAGAUAUAGCGGGCUGGGACAGCUCCGCAACGAUUGUACGAUUCUGUUCUGAAUCUUGGAGACAGAUCUGAGCCGUG
Messenger RNA from Cucurbitaria berberidis CBS 394.84, 1979 nucleotides. RefSeq names its product glycosyltransferase family 62 protein. Bases 422 to 1828 code for a protein of 468 amino acids. Gene Ontology annotation, cellular component: mannan polymerase complex. The transcript is spliced from 4 exons. The record is from RefSeq and is a predicted model, not a curated record. NCBI's taxonomy places the organism in Eukaryota, Fungi, Ascomycota, Dothideomycetes, Pleosporales, Cucurbitariaceae. Gene Ontology annotation, biological process: protein N-linked glycosylation; cell wall mannoprotein biosynthetic process. Gene Ontology annotation, molecular function: alpha-1,6-mannosyltransferase activity.